CUCUCUCUCUCUCUAGACCCAUUCAUAUUUAAUCCAGUAAAACUCAUUUUCCGUCGACGUUCCUGCACAUCAAAAAUUCCACUUUCUCUCUCUCUUAACUUUCCUCCCAAACACUUGCAAGAACAAAAGAAAGACUCAGUUUUGAUUUCUGGGUUUUUAAGAUGACUGUGGAACAAGAUUUUGUAGCCUUGGACCAGUUUCCUGUCGGAAUGAGAGUUCUUGCCGUUGAUGAUGACCAGACUUGUCUUCGAAUCCUCGAAACUUUGCUUCAUCGUUGCCAAUACCAUGUUACUACGACGAACCAAGCACAAAAGGCUCUAGAGUUAUUGAGAGAGAACAAGAACAUGUUUGAUCUGGUUAUUAGCGAUGUUGACAUGCCUGACAUGGAUGGUUUCAAACUGCUUGAGCUCGUUGGUCUUGAAAUGGACCUACCUGUCAUAAUGUUAUCUGCGCAUAGCGAUCCAAAGUAUGUGAUGAAAGGAGUUACUCAUGGAGCUUGUGACUAUCUACUGAAACCGGUUCGUAUUGAGGAGCUGAAGAACAUAUGGCAACAUGUGGUGAGAAGCAAAGGACUUGACAAGAACCGUGGGAGUAAUAACGGUGACAAGAGAGAUGGAUUAGGUAAUGAAGUUGCUGCAAAUUCUGAUCAGAACAAUGGGAGAGCGAACAGGAAACGUAAAGAUCAGUAUAAUGAAGACGAGGAAGAGGAGAGAGACGAUAACGAUGAUUCAUCGGCUCAGAAGAAGCCUCGUGUUGUUUGGACUGUCGAGCUUCACAAGAAAUUUGUGGCAGCGGUUAACCAAUUGGGAUUUGAUAAGGCAAUGCCUAAAAGGAUUCUUGAUCUGAUGAAUGUUGAGAAGCUCACUAGAGAGAAUGUGGCUAGUCAUCUUCAGAAAUUCCGUCUUUACUUGAAGAGGAUUAGUGGUAAUCAACAAGCAAUGAUGGGACACUCUGACGUACAUUUCUUGCAAAUGAGUUCUUCUCUUGGUGGACUUGACGGUUACCACCACCGCCAAAUCCCUGUUGGAACCUCUCAGUUCCACGGUGGAGCCACCGCGAUGAGAUCUUUCCCACCAAAUGGGAUUCUUGGCCGGCUCAACACUCCUUCAGGGAUCGGUGUCCGCAACCUUUCUUCUCCUCCUUCCGGGAUAUUCUUGCUAAACCAAACCGAUAUUGGAAAGUUUCACCAUGUCUCAUCACUUCCACUAAACCACAGUGAUGGAGGAAAUAUACUUCAAGGGCUACCAAUGCCUUUAGAGUUCGACCAGCUUCAAACAAACAGCAACAUUAGAAACAUGAACAAUAACAACAACAACAAGAGCAUCUCCGGGAACUCAAUGGCAUUUCCUAGCUUCUCAACACAACAAAGCUCUCUCAUCGGUGCGCCUAAUAACAAUCUCUUGGUUCUUGAAGGUCAUCCACAAGCAUCUCCUCAAGGCUUCCCUGGACACCAGAUCAAUAAACGUUUAGAACAUUGGUCAAACGCUGUAUCUUCCUCCUCGACUCUCCCUCCUCCUGUUCAGAACAGUAACAAUAGCAUCCAUCAUCAGUUCGAUGUGUCCCCAUUACCGCAGCAUUCUAAACCUGACUCUUUGGAAUGGAACAAUGGCCCAACAAGCUAUUCUAUCCCGUUCUGUGACUCUGCAACUGCAUUGAGUCCAGGCUUGGAUACAAAUCCUCGAGCAUUUUGCAGAAACAUAGACUUCAAUUCAAAUGCAAACGCACAACCUGGAGGAGGCUUCUAUGAUUCGUUGCAGAUGAGGCAAUACGGUCCAAACACAGAUGCUAUCUUGAGUAGUAACCCAAAGGAAGGAUUCAUCGUGGGGCAGCAAAAGUUACAGAGUGGAUUCUUGGUUGCAGAAGCUGGUUCUUUAGAUGAUAUAGUCAACUCCACGAUGAAGCAGGAACAGAGCCAGGGAGAUUUGUCUGGAGGAGAUUGGGAUAUGGAGGCUUUAGCUCACUCAGAACAUGCAUAUGAGAGACAACAUUUAGACAUAAAGUCAAAAAACAUCUUGUGAUUGCUUUUGUCUUAUUCUUUUCUCAUAUUUUCUCUGUAAGGAAACUGUAAACUAAUUUUUUUUUUUUAAAACUUUUUUUUGCUUUCCCUUUGGUUAUAGCAAUUAGAACUUCAAAGAAAUAAUAAUAAAAAAAAAUUCAUAAAUAACUUUUCCUUAUCUAUUGGUAAUGGAUUCAUUAAUGGUUGAGGUUUUUAAUGUGGUGCAUGGAAAUUCAUUUUGGCAUGUUUGUAGGCGGGAUUUGUCCGUAGUAGAAUUGUUGUCGUAGAAUUGUUGACGUAAUAAUUCACAUAAUUUAUAAUAGAAUAAUAAGUUAAUGUUAAAAAAAAACUUUUCCUUAUCUUCGAUUUCUCUUUUUGUUAUGCUCUGCAGUUUUUGUGUCUGUAAAGAUAACCA
Messenger RNA from Eutrema salsugineum, 2411 nucleotides. RefSeq names its product two-component response regulator ARR12. Gene Ontology annotation, molecular function: DNA binding; DNA-binding transcription factor activity. Gene Ontology annotation, biological process: phosphorelay signal transduction system; cytokinin-activated signaling pathway. The record is from RefSeq and is a predicted model, not a curated record. NCBI's taxonomy places the organism in Eukaryota, Viridiplantae, Streptophyta, Magnoliopsida, Brassicales, Brassicaceae.